This is a messenger RNA of Octodon degus (degu), 1637 nucleotides long. Its product is annotated as E3 ubiquitin-protein ligase TRIM38-like. NCBI's taxonomy places the organism in Eukaryota, Metazoa, Chordata, Mammalia, Rodentia, Octodontidae. Gene Ontology annotation, molecular function: protein binding; zinc ion binding. The record is from RefSeq and is a predicted model, not a curated record. Bases 252 to 1637 code for a protein of 461 amino acids. The transcript is spliced from 6 exons.
AACUGGAUUUUAAGUUUAAUUAAAUUACACGGCCACACAUGGCUGUGCCAAUAAUAUUAAACAACUCAAGUUUGUCCUUAUUCUAAACUUCAAUCUGUUUCUUUCUUCUAGAGAAAAGUCUGCAACCGGUGGAGUCAAUCCCAGCCAGCUCCUUGUACACAGGCUCAGGACAGGUGAUUUGCACCCCGGUGGGAAUUCUGAUUACUCUUCUACACCUCUCAAUCCAACAUUGGUGCUACUUGGGGAAAACUAUGGCCUCAACUAUCAUCACCAAGAUUCAAGAGAUUGCCACCUGCUCCAUCUGCCAGAACCUGAUGAUGAGCCCAGUGAGUAUCACGUGUGGACACAGCUUCUGCCAGGUGUGCUUAGAACACCUCUACAGUGAGCAGCUCAGUCAGGGACAGAUAUGCUUUUGUCCUUUAUGUCAAGCUCCGUUCAAUAAAAAUAGCAUCCGGGUCAACAAGCAUCUGGAAAGCAUUAUUGAAGUGUUUGAGGACAUGGAAACCGAGCUGGUGUGCGAGGCCCAUGAAGAGCGGCUCCGGCUCUUCUGCGAAGACGAUGGCCAGCUCAUCUGCUGGCGCUGUGAGCGGGCACCACCGCACCAGGGACAUGCCACAGAACUGGUGGAUGCCGUGUGCCAGGUCUACAAGGAAAAACUCCAGAAAGCUGUAGCAAAAUUAAAUGAACUCCACACAGAAUGUAUGAAUCAGAAAGCAUUUGUGGAAACACAGAUAACUGAGUGGCAGGAUGCAAUAGAGAUUCACAGACAAAAAAUCAAGUCUGACUUUAAGGAUCUCCAUAGUUUUCUGCAUGAGGAGGAGAAGGCUUUUCUUUGGAGGUUGGAAAAAGAAGAAGAACAGAUGCUGGCGAAACUAAGGGAGAGUAAAGCAAAGCUGGAGCAGAAGAGCGAUGAGUUUGAGAGCCAUAAGGUUGAGCUAGAGGGAAAAUGUCAGGGCUCAGACCAGAACCUGCUGCAGGAUGUGAAGGGCACCUUGAGCAGGGCUUGUGCUGUGAAGCUGGAAGCUCCCGAGGCCUUUUCCUUGGUGAUUCAGACUGUGUGUGAUGUUGCUGAGCUUUACUUGGAUGUGAAGAAAAUAUUAAGACGUCAUCAAGUCAGUGUGACUCUGGAUCCAGACACAGCUCAUCCUGCCCUAACUCUGUCUGAGCACUGCCGACGGGUGUCUCGUGGAUGCAGCCAGCAGAAUACUGAAGUUUCUCCCACGAGAUUUAUGGCCUUCCCCUGUGUCCUGGGCCGUGAGCGCUUCAGCUCAGGAAGACACUACUUCGAAGUGAAUGUUGGAGAAGGAACAGCUUGGGAUGUGGGAGUCUGUAUGGAGAAUGUGCAGCGAGGCCUUGGCAUGAAGCAGGAGCCCGAGAGUGGGUUCUGGGCCAUCAGGCUGUGUGCAGAGAACGGCUAUGUAGCCCUGACCUCUCCCCCCACUGCCCUUGAGCUGCGUGAUGUGCCCCUGGUGGUGGGGGUGGCUCUGGACUAUGAGGCUGGAGCUGUGUCCUUUUACAGCAUGACCUCUGGCUCGCACAUCUUCACCUUCCCCAAGGCUUCCUUCUCUGGUACUCUGCGGCCUUACUUCCAGGUUUACCAGCAUUCUCCUUUGUUCCUGCCUCCAUGUGGUGAGUAG